AUGGAUAUAGCUCUCACUAAAUAAGAAAUCAAUUCAAAAGGCAUCACUUCAAUUGAGUCAGCUACUAUUCAAUAGAACUCAAAAAAGAUAAUCAGUCAAAACUAAAAUGAAAUGCAAAAUCAAGGAGUUCCAUGGCAUGCAUUCACCCUAUUCUACUUUCCUUUUGCUCUUAUUUUCAUCUCUCUCAUUGUUGAGUACUAUUACCAAAAUGUAUUUUUCCCAAUCUGGGUUGCCUAUGUCAUAAUUCCAAUUCUUGAUUAUGUGCUUCCACACGAUAACUACAACCUCCCAGAAAAUUAAAUAAGAACCUAUGAAAAAGAUAAGCGAUUCUUGAUUCCCUUGUACGCUGCUUGGAUCAUUGAUUUCUACACAUACUUUUAUGCUAUGACUUUGAUAUCAAAAGGAAUGAUGCCUCAAGGACCAGCUUAUUUCUUUUUAUAUUCUUUUUGCAUUGCUAAUUGUGGUGCUUUAAAUCUAUCAAUUGGCCACGAACUUGCUCAUAGAAAAGAGCUUAUUCACAAGAUUUGUGGCAAUCUUGUAUAUUCAAAAAUGUUUUACUCUCAUUUCAUCAUUUAGCACAUAAAAUCCCAUCAUAAAAAAGUUGCAACUCCAGAGGAUCCUUCAACAUCUCGCAAGGGAGAAUCCAUCUGGGACUUUUUAUAUAGAACUUUACCAGAGGGAUAUGCUGAGACAUGGGAACUCGAGAAAACUAGACUCGCUCUUGUUGGCAAAUCUCCAUAUUCUCUAGAGAACAAACUAAUCCUCUGGAAUAUUGGGCAUAUUCUUUGGCUCGGAGUUAUUUACUUUGCAUUUGGAAAAUUAGCUGCCAUUUUUUAAAUUUCUACCUCAAUCCUAAAUAUUAUCUACUUUGAAACAAUAAACUAUAUCGAGCAUUACGGACUACAGAGAAAGAAAGAUGUAAAUGGAAAUUAUGAAUCAGUAAAGAUAACUCACUCAUGGAAUGCACCGCAAGUAGCCUCUAAUUAUUUACUUUUUAAGCUGUAAAGACACUCAGAUCACCAUGCUAAUUCUUACAAACCUUACUAAAUCCUUGAGUCUUUACCAGAAAGUCCUAAUCUACCAUUCGGAUAUACUGCAUCUUUCCUACUCAGCUUUGUGCCAUUUGUUUGGUUUAAGGUUAUGGAUCCAUAUGUUGAUGCCUGCAAUAAAGGAGAAAAAAUUGAUGAGAAAUUAAAGAAAGAGUUAGAUAAAUGGAUUUUCGGCACUCUAUUCGGAAUUUCAAUUCUUUUCACUUAUAUUAAUUUCUGGUUGGUUGGAUUCCAAUACAGAUUCUGA
Stylonychia lemnae is the source of this 1296-nucleotide messenger RNA. NCBI's taxonomy places the organism in Eukaryota, Ciliophora, Spirotrichea, Sporadotrichida, Oxytrichidae. The record is from the annotation of a GenBank genome assembly.